ACAUAUCCAUUUCCUUCUCAUCAACUCUUCAAAAAAAAAUGGCAUUAUUAAUCAAAGCUUCUAAUGUUCUAAUUUGUUUCAUCAUUUUGGCCCUUGUUUUUCCCUAUUCUCAUGCCCAAAAUUCUCAAACAGACUAUCUCAACACUCAUAAUUCUGCUCGAUCUCAAGUUGGUGUUAGUGCAAUAACAUGGAACACAACUCUUGCAAAUUAUGCACAAAAUUAUGCUAAUCAAAGAAUUAGUGAUUGCAAUCUUGUCCACUCUAAUGGUCCUUACGGCGAAAAUAUUGCUAAGGGAACUGGUUCUUUCACGGGCACUGCUGCUGUUAACUUGUGGGUAGGUGAAAAACCGUACUAUGACUACAAUAGUAAUAGUUGCACCGGUGGACAACAAUGUCUACAUUAUACUCAGGUGGUCUGGAAAAACUCGAUUCGACUUGGUUGUGCUAGGGUUCAAUGUUCAAAUGGCUGGUGGUUUGUUAUUUGCAGCUAUGAUCCUCCAGGCAAUUACAUUGGCCAACGCCCUUACUAA
Solanum dulcamara is the source of this 530-nucleotide messenger RNA. RefSeq names its product basic form of pathogenesis-related protein 1-like. Bases 39 to 530 code for a protein of 163 amino acids. Gene Ontology annotation, cellular component: extracellular region. The record is from RefSeq and is a predicted model, not a curated record. The transcript has a single exon. NCBI's taxonomy places the organism in Eukaryota, Viridiplantae, Streptophyta, Magnoliopsida, Solanales, Solanaceae.